UUUUGUUCAUGAAGCGGACAUCAGAACUAAUCAUUCAUUGCCCAAAACGCUAAAGGGAUUUUGUCUAGUGUGAUAUAGAGAUGGCUACAACGACGUCGGAACCGGUCAACCUUUCAACAACCAUACAUUUUCAGGGUUAUGGAAACAAGACGACAAACAAUCGUUUUGAACAGCCGGGUUGGCAAGUGGCAUUGUGGGCAAUUGCUUAUUCACUGAUAGUGAUUGUGUCCGUCACAGGAAAUGUCACUGUAAUUUGGAUAAUUUUGGCCCACAAAAGAAUGAGGACAGUGACUAACUAUUUUAUAGUAAAUCUUGCAUUCUCGGACUUGUCAAUGGCUACUUUCAACACUGUCUUCAAUUUUGUUUAUGCUACACACAGCAACUGGUACUUCGGGUUGGGAUACUGUAGGUUUCAGAACUUCUAUCCCAUCACAGCAAUGUGCUCAAGCGUUUAUUCUAUGGCAGCUAUUGCGGUUGACCGAUACAUGGCCAUAAUCUACCCUUUGAAACUAAGGCUAUCCUCCACGUCUACCAAGAUUGUGAUUGGUGUCAUCUGGGCGGUGGCAUUCUCCCUGGCAUUCCCCCAGUGUUACUACUCUGUCACCGAGUACUAUCCACCACGGACUCUCUGUUUCGUCAACUGGCCUGAUGACUAUGGUGGGAAACACCAUCUCACAUACCAGAUAUCUUUGAUCAUACUGAUCUACCUGCUCCCCCUGCUGGUGAUGUUGGUCACCUACAGCGUUAUUGGCCAGACACUGUGGGGCAGUGAGAUACCGGGGGAGGCCUCAGACCACUUCCAGAACCAGAUCCAGGCCAAACACAAGGUGGUGAAGAUGAUGAUAGUGGUGGUGACGACCUUUGCCCUGUGCUGGCUGCCCUACCACAUCUACUUCAUCCUGGGCAGCUUCAACAUUGAGAUCUACAUGCAGACGUACAUCCAGCAGAUCUACCUGGCCAUAUUCUGGCUGGCCAUGAGUUCCACCAUGUACAACCCCAUCAUCUACUGCUGCCUCAACCAAAGGUUUCGCUCGGGGUUCCGUCACGCUUUCAGCUGGGUCCCUUUCAUCAAGGUGUCAGAGGAGGACAAGAUGGAGCUACAGCACACACGGACCUUCAGGAUGACCCGUAGCUAUCGCACUGACAACACCAACAGCACUGUGGUCCACCACAACUCCACCUAACAAGAUGACCACACCCCAGUCAAGCUCAUGAAAAGCUGAGGACAUGAGGACAUGCUAAAGCUCAUGAGCUCAGCUGCUAGGAGAAGUGAAACAAAUCAUGUUAUUAUUGUGCACAGUCCAUCAGUCAGUCGCACCAAACACCUUUAUCGUCACACACACACCAGAUAGGUGCUGUGAAAUGUGUUAUUUUACAGGGUCAGACAAAGAAGUACGGCCCCCUGGAGCAAAUUGAGGAUAAGUGCCUUUGCUCAAGGGCAGGUUUCAUUUACUGGCCCAACACUCUAACCACUAGGCUACCUGCUGCCCUAAUGGGAAGGAAGAAUAGGAAAGGGAACUCCCAUGGUAUAAGCACCAAGCCUUAUCUGUUGCAGUAUUAAGGUAGUGUUAUUAUUUGUGUUGUUUUAGUGUAAUAUUGGGUUUUGUUGUGUGUCACCUGACUUUGUAGACCAUAUUGUGAAAUGUGCAAGUGAACCCAGGUUAUUAUUCCAAUAACAGCACAGGCAGACAAUGAGCACUUGCAGAGCAACAUAGGACAAGAAACACGUAGCAGACAGACAGAGCAACAUAGGACAAGAAACACGUAGCAGACAGACAGAGCAACAUAGGACAAGCAUCACGUAGCAGACAGACAG
Molecule: messenger RNA, 1816 nt
Organism: Oncorhynchus gorbuscha (pink salmon)
Lineage: Eukaryota; Metazoa; Chordata; Actinopteri; Salmoniformes; Salmonidae
Product: neuromedin-K receptor-like
Exons: 5
Coding region: 81-1184 (367 amino acids)
Biological process (GO): positive regulation of flagellated sperm motility; G protein-coupled receptor signaling pathway
Cellular component (GO): sperm midpiece; plasma membrane
Molecular function (GO): substance K receptor activity
Source: RefSeq, a predicted model, not a curated record